This is a messenger RNA of Spea bombifrons (plains spadefoot toad), 2627 nucleotides long. RefSeq names its product selenoprotein O (gene SELENOO). The record is from RefSeq and is a predicted model, not a curated record. Lineage: Eukaryota; Metazoa; Chordata; Amphibia; Anura; Pelobatidae. The transcript is spliced from 9 exons.
CUCCGCGAGGGGCGACACGCGGGACCCCGGAGAGGAGAAGCUCGUGGAUGUAUCCUGUCCUAGCGGGAGCUUUCGCCAUAAUGAAGCGCGGGGUGCUCUCUGUCGCGUCUCCGGUGUGCGGGCCGGGCUCACGCUUUCACGCUUUGACGCUCGAUAACUUAGCUCUGCGUUCGCUUCCCGUGGAGCCAGGAGACGGGACUGAGGAGGAGGCUACCAGGUCGCGACAGGUUUCCGGAGCCUGUUUCUCACGGGUCCGACCCACCCCAGUCGUAAACCCGAAGGUGGUGGCGCUGUCCCGGCCAGCAUUUGCUCUGCUUGGCCUGCACCUCGGAGAAGAGGAUGAGAAGGAGGCGGCCGAGUACUUUAGCGGCAACCGGCUGCUCCCGGGCGCCGAGCCUGCAGCUCACUGCUACUGCGGCCACCAGUUCGGCAGUUUCGCCGGCCAGCUUGGAGAUGGGGCGGCCAUGUAUCUAGGGGAGGUCCUGACUCCUAGCGGGGAGCGCUGGGAGAUCCAGCUGAAAGGAGCCGGUCUCACACCCUACUCCAGGCAAGCAGAUGGUAGGAAGGUUUUGCGAUCAAGUAUAAGGGAAUUUCUUUGUAGCGAAGCCAUGCAUCAUUUGGGAAUUCCGACCACACGAGCAGGAUCCUGUGUGACCUCGGAUUCUUCAGUCAUCAGAGAUAUCUACUAUGAUGGAAACCCAAAGAAUGAAAAAUGCACUGUAGUUUUACGCAUCGCUCCAACGUUUCUCAGGUUUGGAUCAUUUGAAAUUUUUAAGACAACUGAUGAGUACACGGGUCGAAGUGGGCCUAGUGUCGGUAGAAAUGACAUUCGAGUCCAAAUGCUUGAUUAUGUGAUUGGCACCUUUUAUCCAGACAUUCAGCUUAAAUAUGAAGGUAAUAAGGUUGACAGAAAUGCAGCUUUCUUCAGAGAGAUAACAAAAAAAACUGCAAGGCUUGUUGCUGAAUGGCAGUGUGUUGGAUUUUGCCAUGGAGUGCUAAAUACAGAUAACAUGAGCAUUGUUGGACUUACUAUUGAUUAUGGACCUUUUGGAUUUAUGGACAGAUAUGACCCAGAGCAUAUUUGCAAUGGGUCUGAUAACAUGGGACGGUAUGCAUACAACAAGCAACCAGAAAUCUGUAAGUGGAAUUUGGGGAAACUUGCAGAAGCACUUGUUCCAGAGCUGCCAUUAGACAUAAGCCAGAUUAUCCUGGAUGAAGAAUAUGAUGCAGAAUUUCAAAGAUGGUACAUGCAAAAAAUGAGAAAAAAGCUUGGUCUGAUGCAGCUAGAGCUUGAAGAAGACAGCAGAUUAGUCUCAGAUUUUCUAGAAACUAUGAAUCUUACAGGAGCUGACUUUACCAAUACUUUCCGUGUACUUAGCAAAUUUGCUGGUAAUGACGUUAACAUUGAGGAUUUCAUGGAGAUCAUAACGGCACAAUGUGCUUCCAUAGAAGAGUUGAAGGUUACCUACAGACCCAAAAUGGAUCCUAGACAGCUUUCAAUGAUGUUGAUGUUGGCACAGAGUAACCCCCAGUUAUUUGCAUUAAUUGGGACAAAAGCCAAUAUAACUAAAGAGCUUGAAUGUAUAGAGCGCUACAACAAACUACAAGAGUCCAGUGAAGACCACCUGCUGAGCAAUAAUAGGAUAAUUUGGAAAGAAUGGCUUCAGAAGUACAGCAUUCGGUUGGAAAAAGAGCAAGCAAGAGCAGCCGAUAGUGAUGCUUUUCUUGCUGAGCGUGUGAAAUUAAUGAACUCAAACAAUCCUGCAUUCAUCCUGAGAAAUUAUAUUGCCCAGAAUGCCAUUGAGGCUGCUGAAAAGGGAGACUUCAGUGAGGUGAUACAGGUAUUACAAAUGUUGGAAAAACCAUAUCAAGAAGAGGACUUUUGUCAAGAGAUUCCUGAUGAACCAGAAGAAGCAGGGAGCAUGGUUGGUGCUGCUGCUGCCUGCAAUUCCACAAAAAAGUCUAGGCUUCCUUAUAGUAGCAAGCCUCCACCUUGGGCUACAGAGCUUUGUGUUACAUGAUCUUCAUAAUUCCUUGUUGUUCUUCCUCCACUGCUAGAGAACAUGAAUAUUCUUUUGGUAGUGAGAAGAUCAACAAGCACCCAACUAGUACAGUGUUGGUUGCUAAACAUACUUUUGGAUACAUCCAUCUGGUCACAGUGUCAGACUACUAUGGCAGUAGUUAACAUGGCUUCUGGAUCCAGAUGCAUUACAGUAUCCACUUGUUUGCACAUGAAGGAAGAAAUAUAAAUUCAGAAAUCUGACGUAUUUUGUCCUGAUGGCAACCUUAUUGUACUUACAGAAGUGUAUUAAUACGCACAACUGAGCUUUCUGCAUGAAUUGCCAAUGUUACAGAAGGCAGGCUUUUUUCUUUUAAUGUCACAUCCUUCUAUUUUUAUAGUGCAAUUUUGAAAGGAAUGUAAAACUGCUAUAUUGAAUGUAAAUGCAAGUACUUAGCAUUUCAAUAUAUGUUUAAUAUAUAGUUAAUUAUAAUUUCCAUGUGGAAACUAUCAACAGAUCACAGUGGGAACCAUUUUGAAUUGUAUUGUCAAAUAUUGCCACAUUAGAAACUGGAUUGUGUUUAUUUGCAGGAAGCAAUAGAUAAAAUAAACUUAUUUUAAAGCCCUA